AUGGCGCCCUCCGCCGUCGACGAGAAGCCCAUCGGCCCGCCCGAGGCGAAGACGUAUCCGCCCGCUCACAUCUUUCCCGUCAAAGAGACUCGAUUCGAGAAGUACAUCGACCCGCAGGAGGAUGGGCGCAAGCGAGCCCUCGAGAACCCGGACACGGCGGCCAUCGUCAUUGACAAUGGCUCCUCUGCCGUGCGAGCCGGCUGGUCUUUCGAGUCGGCCCCGCGCUUCAGCAUCCCCCCGAUCAUGUCCAAGUACCGCGACCGAAAGCUCGGAAAGACCUUCUCCUUCGCCGGCUACGACUGCUACGCCGACACGACGGCCCGAGGCCACAUCCGAAACGCCUUCGAGGCCGGCACCGGCAUCGUCAGCAACUGGGAUGUCAUGGAGCACGUCCUCGACUACGUCUUCCUCAAGCUUGGCAUGAACAACGCCGACGGUGCAGUCGACGUCCCCGUCGUCAUGACCGAGGCCGUGGCCAACCUGCCCUACUCUAGAAAAUCCAUGACCGAGAUCAUAUUCGAGUGCUACGGUGCGCCUUCGCUGGCCUACGGCAUCGACUCGCUCUUUUCCUACCGACAAAACCAGGGCAAGACGGGCCUGGUCGUCUCCUCCUCCUAUACCUCCACCCACGUUAUACCAGUCUACAACUCCAAAGCGAUGCUCGCACAGGCCAUCAGGUUAAACUGGGGCGGCUACCACGGCGCCGAGUACCUGCUCAAGCUGAUCCGCCUCAAGUACCCAGCCUUUUCGGGCAAGCUCAACGUGUCGCAGGCCGAGAACAUGAUUCGGGACCACUGCUACGUCUCCAAGGACUACGACAACGAGAUCAGGAGCUACCUGGACUGGACGGGUCUCGAGGACCGUGAUGUCGUGAUUCAGUAUCCCUACACCGAGGAGGUGAUAGUGCAAAAGUCGGAAGAGGAGCUUGCUCGGAUAGCAGAGCGCAAAAAGGAGAGCGGCCGGAGACUCCAGGAGCAGGCCGCCAAGAUGCGGCUGGAGAAGCUGAUGAAGAAGGAGCAGGACCUCGAGUACUACAAGAACCUUCAGAAUCGUCUGGUGGACGAGACCAAGAAGGAGACUCGCCGUCAGCUGGACAGCCACGACCUCAAGGACGAGGCGCAGCUCGACAAGAUUGUCAAGGAACUGGAAAAGUCCAUCAAAAAAGCCCGCACCAAGGAUGUUGGCGGCGACCCGGAGGAGGAGCAAGAGGCACCAGACUUUGGUCUCCUCGAGAUCCCCGACGACCAGCUUGACGAGGCGCAAAUCAAGCAGAAGCGGCAGCAGCGUCUUCUCAAGUCGAACCACGAGGCCCGCGCCCGUGCCAAGGCCGAAAAGGAGGCUGAAAAGGCCCGUGUCGAGGAGGAGGCGCGCCUGGACAGGGAGCGGCGCGAGAAUGACCUGGAAGGCUGGCUGGACGAGAAGCGACAGCGACGCCUCGAGACGCUGUCCAAGAUUAAGGAGCGCGACCGCCUCAAGGCCGACCUCGGCAACCGCAAGUCGCUGGCGUCGCAGAUCCGCAUGAAGAGCAUCGCCAACCUCGCGUCGGACAACCCGACCAAGAAGCGGCGGCGGGGCGGCGACGACGACAACUUUGGCGCCAACGACGACGACUGGGGCGUGUACCGGCAGAUCGCCGUGGGCGACAACAGCGACGACGAGCAGGAGGAGGAGGACCUGGCAUCCAACCUCAAGCAGCUCGAGCAGGAGCUCCUCAAGUACGACCCGGAGUUCGACUACGAGCAGACCGAGGAGGCCAAGUCGGACUGGUCCAAGUCGCUGCUGCACGCCUUCGCGCGCGGGCCCCGGCCCUUCAACCCGGCGUCGCAGGCCGAGCUCAACCAGAUCCACCUCAACGUCGAGCGCAUCCGCGUCCCCGAGGUCGUCUUCCGCCCCUCCAUCGCGGGUGUCGACCAGGCCGGCAUCGUCGAGAUCGCCGGCGACGUCCUCAACCAGCGCCUCGCGGGCGUGCCCAACCGCGACGACUUCCUCCGCGACAUCUUCCUCACCGGCGGCAACACCCUGUUCCGCAACUUUGACGACCGCCUGCGCGACGGCCUGCGCGCCCUGCUCCCCGCCGAUGCGCCCCUCGUCGUGCGCCGCGCCGCUGACGCUUGCCUCGACGCGUGGAAGGGCGCCGCUGGGUGGGCCGGCUCGCCGGCCUGGAAGGAGGCGCGCAUCUCGCGCGAGGAGUACCAGGAGAAGGGACCCGACUACAUCAAGGAACACGAUAUGGGUAACUCGUACGCGUGA
Molecule: messenger RNA, 2250 nt
Organism: Purpureocillium lilacinum
Lineage: Eukaryota; Fungi; Ascomycota; Sordariomycetes; Hypocreales; Ophiocordycipitaceae
Product: nuclear actin-protein involved in chromatin remodeling
Biological process (GO): regulation of DNA-templated transcription
Cellular component (GO): cytoplasm; Ino80 complex
Source: RefSeq, a predicted model, not a curated record